UUGCAAAGUCCCCACCUCGGCGCCUACAAAACUCGUUUGUUCCGAUUUUCGAGAUUCAGUCUGAGUGCGUCUCUCCGGCUGAGACUGCGCUAACGAUCGUUGUUACUGAAUCUCAGUAACGCGUCACUAUCGCGUUGCGAUAAGAUUGGCCCGCAAAUCUCCCUCGCGAUUUAUCAAACCGAUCGAUAGCACCGCUGAGGAUUUUUAUUACAUUCCGCCCUUCUCCACUAAGUGUCAAUACAAUUGAUCCGUUUCAUCGCGUGACUUACUCAUCGUGCUCGAUUGCGGACAAAAAACACACACGACGAGAAACUAAACUCUCGCACCUGAUAAUUUUCUCCUGCAGAAUGAGACCGAUCAGUGAUAUCGCGCCGAUCAUCGUCGCUCUAUGGCUGCUGACUGUAAGCGACCUGGCGCAAAGCAAGAAGCUAUUGAUCAUUACCCCAGCCCCGUCCUAUAGUCAUCAGAUAGUAUUUCGGGCAUUGAAUCUCGCUUUGCUUAAACGGGGACACGAGAUAGUAGCAUUGACUCCCAACGUCCUAAAUGAUCCUACACUGGCCAAUUACACAGAGAUAGAUUUUGGCUUUGAAUAUGAGAAGAUCGACGACACUGACUUUAGUCAGACUCGCUGGAACCUCACGCAGCUAGGCGGCUUGAAGACGAGAUUGCUGAGAUUGGGUCAUGACAUCGCAGAGGACGUGCUCAGUCAUCCCGACCUCGUCAAGUAUUACGCGAACGGGACUGACACGCGAUUCGACGCGGUAAUAGCGGAGAUGAUCAUGACUCCCGCGAUCUACAUGUUGGCGCACCGAUUCAAAGCUCCCUUGAUAGGUAUCAUGUCCAUGGACCUGCAAAAUUGCCAUCGCUUUAACCUCGGCAGCCCCGUGAUGCCGUCGCAUCCCUCCAACUGGGAGGUCGAGAACUUAGCGGGACUGCACCUGCCGUUCUGGAAACGAAUGGUUAACUUCGUCAAUGCUUGGUGGCGUAUAUACACGUGGUUCAGCUCCUUCGCGAACCAACAACAAAAGAUCGCCGAGAAAUACUUCGGCAAGGAUAUACCGCAUAUCGUGGACGUCGCGAAGAACAUGAGCCUCGUCCUGAUCGAUCAAGAGCCGCUGCUCGCGUACGCGAGGCCCGAGAUUCCGAACAUCGUGCACUUUAGCGGCCUGCACAUCUCCAAGAUCCCCCCGCCGUUAUCAAAAGAUCUGAAGGAUUUCUUGGACGGCGCGACCAACGGCUUCGUUUACAUGAGCCUGGGGUCGAACGUGAAGAGCAAAUUAUUGCCCAAGGGGAUGCUGCAGGUAUUCGUCAGCGCCUUCGCCAGCCUGCCGUACAGGGUCCUGUGGAAAUUCGAGGACAGCAACUUUAACGUGCCGUCUAACGUUUUCAUCUCAAAGUGGAUCCCGCAGCAGAGCGUGCUGGCCCACCCCAACAUCAAAUGCUUCAUCUAUCAAGGUGGCCUGCAGAGCACCGAGGAAGCGGUUCACUACGCCGUGCCACUCAUAGGAAUACCAUUCGUCUUCGAUCAGGUGUAUCAAGUGUUGAAGAUGGUCUCACUGGACGUCGCCAAACAGUUGGACAUAACGAAACUCACGACGUCGGAGCUGCGCAAGACCGUGCUAGAAGUCGCCGGCGAUAAGAGAUACAAAGAUAAGAUGUUGGAGCUGUCUGCCCUCACAAAGGACAAGCCUUACGAUAGCUUGGAGAACGUCAUAUGGUGGAUCGAGUACGUAAUGCGUCACAAUGGCGCACCCCACUUGCGUUUCAACGGAGCCGAUAGUGCGUGGUAUCAGCAAUUUGACUUAGACAUUAUCAUAUGCCUCUCGAUUGCGUUGUUUCUGGCUCUGUGCGUCUUCUUAGUCGUCCUGGUGCAGGGGUCGAGACUGUUGUACAAGUAUCACGAUAGGAUACCGCGAUUCGCGAUUACGAAAAAAGUCAAGUUGACUUAGCAAACUCUAUCGCGUAAGUCGAAUGAAAGCGACGAAUUGUGCUGUUGCUCAUUAUGGCUACGUUCCUUUGGUUACCACGUCGACUUAAGCAUGAUGCAGUUUAGCGAUAAGAUUACUCCGCUUAGAAAAUACAUAGGAGGGGAGGAGAGCGUGGAAAAAUGGCCUUUGCGAAAUAUUAUAUCAAACUGUGCCACUCGAUCGCGAGAGUGGACCUUUUUUCAGCUCGAAGAGAAUUCGGCUGUGGAUUUUACAGCGGAUUUUACAACGCCCGUCUAUACAAAAAAUAGGCGAGCGAGCCGGAGAAGGUGAAAGAGGACACAAAUUUCGGAACAGAGGCGAACGCAAACGAGUAUAAAACCGCCGGCUGAGCGAAGCGAGUUUUGCGAACGCAUGAAAUUACUCUCUCUCUCUCUCUCUCUCGAAGGCCAUCGCGUUUACUCGCAUGUAUUUAUAAAAUUACAAGACGUGGAAGGCUAAGACCAGAAAAGAGAUAGAUGUACAGAUAAAAUAGGUACAAAUAGGUAGAUGAAUAAAUAAGUAGACAUCGAGAAGAGGAGAAAGAGAAGGGAAGAGAGCUAAGAAAAGAUACAUCACAAGAUCAUUUUCUGCGAUUGGGCAGUACCAAGAGUAGCAAGUAAUCCCCAAUUUCUUAAAUAAAACAAUAACAUUCCUCAAAUAAAACAAUGAAAAUAAAAAAAAUGUAACGUUUCGGUACAUUUAUGUGUUACCGCAACUUUA
Messenger RNA from Harpegnathos saltator (Jerdon's jumping ant), 2687 nucleotides. RefSeq names its product UDP-glucuronosyltransferase 2B13. Lineage: Eukaryota; Metazoa; Arthropoda; Insecta; Hymenoptera; Formicidae. The coding region runs from base 348 to 1949 and encodes 533 amino acids. The record is from RefSeq and is a predicted model, not a curated record. Gene Ontology annotation, molecular function: UDP-glycosyltransferase activity. The transcript is spliced from 6 exons.